AUGGCUCCACGGCCUGCCAAACGGCAGCGCAGAUCUACCAUCGUCCUCUCGGACGAUAGUGACGAGGAUUUCGAGUUACCCUCUUCCAAAGCCGUGAAAGCCGGUCUACAGCGCGAGAUCACCCUUGAUGGCAGGAAUUCCCUCACAGUGUCCCCGGCCAAGACGGGCAAAGGGAAGUCGACGACUAGACGAACUAUCCUGCGAGCAUCCCCUAAAUCAUCUCCGGAAAAGACCAGAAAAAAUGCAGGACCAAGCGAAGCCGAGAAGUCGAGGUCCUUGCACUCUUUCUUCGGCAAAGCCACUGACGAAGAGAGAUGGAAGAAGAAGGCCAUACCAGAACAGGACUGGGCGAAUGGGGAAUUGGGCGAUGCAAUUGAAGACGAUGAAUUGUCCGACGAGACGCUACAAGAACUGGGAGUGAAGCCGGACACUGCGCAUACAUCUCUCCACAGAACGAAACCUGUCAUGCCUGCAAUUACAAAUUUCACCAGUACAGUCAAUAGAGGCAGCCUGCCCUCCAGCCAGCGAUUUCUCAAGGCUGCACCUUCGAGUCAAGAGGCCACCACCAGCGCAGACACCUCUCGACCAACCGUCGACGUCCACCAUCUACCAUGGUCCGAUCGAUACGGGCCUAGUAAUCUCGAAGAGCUGGUGGUACACAAGAAGAAGGUGGCCGAUGUCCAAGGUUGGUUGCAGGGCAAGAUCAGCGGACGCAACAACCAGAAACUCCUCGUCUUGAAGGGACCUGCGGGCAGCGGGAAGACCACGACCCUGUCAUUGCUUGCAAAAGCCCUGGGCUUGCAGCUAAUAUCAUGGCACAACCCUGCUGUUUCCGACGCGGGCGGAAACAGCUCAAUAGCUCUGCAAUUCGACGAGUUCCUCAACAGAGGAGGCCAGUUCGGCAGCCUUGCUUUCGACCAUGGUAUUUUAGAUUCGGACUCCUCCAAGGGAGAUCCAGACCAUCGACUUCUUGUCGUCGAAGAGUUUCCGGCAACUAUAUCGAGCUACUCCAGCGCCCUUCAGUCGUUCAGGUCCGUCAUUUUACAGUUUCUGGCGCGAAGCAAGACAGCCUCCUCAGCUAUCCCUGGUCACCAUCACCCCAAUGGCAAUGCUCCACCUCUGGUCAUAAUCAUUUCCGAGACUUUGCUCUCCUCGUCCACAGCAAUGAGCGACAGUUUCACUGCUCACAAGCUCCUCGGUCCGGAAAUACUGAACCACCCCUUUGUGACAGUCAUGGAAUUCAAUCCGGUCGCGUCUACAUUUGUGACCAAGGCUCUGGACCUUGUCAUGAAGAAGGAGGCAAGAAAUUCUCGCAGACGCCGAAUGCCCGGCCCCGCCGUGAUUCAGAGACUGGCCGAAAUGGGCGAUGUCCGAAGCGCGGUCAACUCUCUAGAGUUCCUUUGCUUGAGAGGAGGCGAUGGCUCUGAAUGGUCGGGUACGGUGGCAGCCAAGGCGAAGAAGACAUCAAAGGACAAGCACGGCGUGCCUUUGACAGAAAUGGAAAGGAACUCCCUCCAACUUGUCACUCACCGCGAAACCACUCUGGAUAUGUUCCACGCAGCCGGCAAGAUUAUGUACAACAAGCGUGAAGAUCCACGGGUCCUAGAUACCAGAGCAGAGCCGCCACCCAAACCACCGGAUCAUUUGAUGCAUUUGUAUACACCCAAGGCGUCCCAGGUUGACAUUGAAGCUCUCCUCAAUGAGACCGGGACAGAUAUCCAGACUUUUAUCUCGACCUUGCACCAGAACUACAUACUUUCUUGCCACGGCGAUGCGUUUGAGCAAUCGUUCGAAGGUUGUUCGGAUGUCCUCUCCACAGCUGACAUUUUAAAUCCGGAGAGCCGACCGUCACGUCGCGUAGCCUCGAACCCAAAUGCAAGCAUCAUCCAAGCCAACCUGCAGGCCGGAUCUUCGGACACGCUGCGACAAGAUGAGAUCAGCUUUCAGGUCGCGACGAGGGGUUUGUUGUUCAAUCUGCCAUAUCCUGUAAAUCGCACGAGCCCUCCCGGCGGCAAAAAGGGUGACGCGUUCAAGAUGUUUUACCCGGUGAGCCUACGACUAUGGAAACCCACAGAGGAAACGGAAAGUCUGCUUGACAUGUUUGUCCACGAGUCGGGUUCUAGGUUUGGAGUCGGAUUUCCAGGUGGUGGUGGUGGUGGCGGCGGCAGUGGAGAUGGAUCUGGCGGCGUUGCGAGCUGGCAGACCAGAACCUUUGGACGGGAUCCUGCGCCUGUUGCGAUCAACAAGGAGGACGAGAACCAAGAGACUCCGGAGCUACGGCCUGUUCAUCGUGGCAAGGGCACUUUGGUCGGCGAGAUCCUGCCGUACAUGACGCGCAUCUUGGGCGCCAGGAAGCAAGACACGUCUGUCCUCGAACGCAUCACGAGGUUUAAGCCGGAUGCGUUCCUCUCCUCGGCGAGUGGUGAGGGCGCGGACGCGGACGAAGACGCGGACGCUUUACAAGACGAAGACCAAAGCACCUUCACCGUCGCAGCGGCCGGACUGGGAUACGGGCGUGGCACCACCACAGCCACAACCACAACCACCGCAGCGUCGACAAGAACAACGAACGCACCGGUAUCUGCGUCCGCUCUGCGUGCGGCUGCCCACGACCAUGAUCCGACAAGCGCCACCGGCUCUGGACACGGACAUGGUGGUCUAGUGCCAGUGACCAUGGAGAAGUUGUACAUCUCCGACGACGACAUCGAAGACGAUUGA
Molecule: messenger RNA, 2718 nt
Organism: Capronia epimyces CBS 606.96
Lineage: Eukaryota; Fungi; Ascomycota; Eurotiomycetes; Chaetothyriales; Herpotrichiellaceae
Exons: 1
Coding region: 1-2718 (905 amino acids)
Biological process (GO): DNA damage checkpoint signaling; DNA repair; mitotic DNA replication checkpoint signaling
Molecular function (GO): chromatin binding
Source: RefSeq, a predicted model, not a curated record